CCUCAGGCGGUGUUUCCACACAGGUACGUUUCUGACGAUACACCCAGCUUUCCGGAAGUUGCUGUUCGGCUGGAGUUCCGCCCCGGCUCUGCAGUCCGCUUUUUCUCACGCUGGGUCGGGCUCGGUUCGGUAUCAUGGAGGAGGCUGAAAUGCAGCUGAAAGUGAAAAAGGUGACAGACAAAUUUACAGAAAGCAUGUAUGUCCUGGCCAAUGAACCUUCUGUUGCGUUGUAUCGGCUUCAAGAGCAUGUCAGGCGCUCUCUCCCAGAACUGGCUGAACAUAAAGCUGACAUGCAGAGCUGGGAAGAACAGAGUCAAGGAGCCAUUUAUACCGUAGAAUAUGCCUGCAGUGCCAUCAAGAAUAUGAAGGACAGUAGCAUGUAUUUCAAGAACAUUGAAGGGCUCCUUAGACACGCCAUUGCCGUAAAAGAUCGGUUGAAUUCUGCACGGAGGUAGCUCUGGAGAUCCGGGUCUGGGAAAACUUCAUGGUCAUCCUCUCUAUUUAUGGAAAGAAGCUUCAGAUGCCAAGGGGAAGCCACUCUACACGUCGAUGUGACCAAGACACGUUUAUAUUAACCUGUCUCCAGGUUUAAUCAUUUUUUUUAACAUCAAUAAUUACAGUUAAUUUAAAAAAUUACUCUAAGCAAAGAACAUAUGUUAGCAAUACUUAGCAUUUCCAAGGAAGAAACACUGCAGGCAAGAUUUUUCUUGCUGUGUCAUGUGCUUGUACAAGUGCUGGGGUGAGACAGGAAGAGGAGAGGGAAGAGAAUACAUUAAGAAUCCCAUUAUAUCAAGCCAAACUGUUGGUCCAUGUAGCUCAUGAUUGAUGGCAAGCUGAUCACACCUUUAUGAGGAUGGAGAGAUGUGAAUUUUCUGUCUUGUUGCACUGGAACAAGUGGAAAAUUCUGUUGAAAUUCCGAGUGUCAUUUGCGUAUGCCGGCCCAUGUUUCUCCUUGGACAUGCCUACAUUUCAUUUCUGGCUUAUAUGAACGUAUGGUAAUGGUUCUAACUAAAUCACUAAAAGGCGUGUAAUUCAUGA
Molecule: messenger RNA, 1038 nt
Organism: Protobothrops mucrosquamatus (brown spotted pit viper)
Lineage: Eukaryota; Metazoa; Chordata; Lepidosauria; Squamata; Viperidae
Gene: BORCS8
Product: BLOC-1 related complex subunit 8
Exons: 4
Coding region: 135-455 (106 amino acids)
Cellular component (GO): BORC complex
Source: RefSeq, a predicted model, not a curated record